Miscanthus lutarioriparius is the source of this 1704-nucleotide messenger RNA. The record is from the annotation of a GenBank genome assembly. Lineage: Eukaryota; Viridiplantae; Streptophyta; Magnoliopsida; Poales; Poaceae.
AUGGAUUUCGAGCUGCGGCAGGCGCGGGAGAAGCUGGAGCGCGAGCAGCGGGAGCGGAUGCAGCGCGCCAAGGCCAAGGCCGAGCGCGACCGCCGGGCCAAGGCCGAGGCGGCGCGCCGCCGGGAAGCGCUCGAGGCCUCCCACCGCGAGCGACGACUCGACGCCGCACGCGCCCAGGAAGAGGCUGACCAGAAAAUGGAAGAGGUGAUGCAGCUGGGGAAGGGGGUUUCAUUCUCGCACAUGUUUGAGGCACUUCGAUAUGAUGGCCCUGGGGAUAAGAUCAAGCUGCCACCAUCUUCGUUUAAGGAGUUGUCUGAUGAAGGAGCUCUCGAUAAAGGUCCCAUGUACUUCAGGUUGUCCAAGGUUAGGGACACAGUCCCAGGUGCUGCUAUGGAACAAGACGCCGAGGCAACCUGUUGUGGUGUUCUUGAAUUCACUGCAAGGGAAGGCUCUGCUGAACUCCCGCCACAUGUUUGGAACAACCUGUUUCGGAGUGACACCCCAGAGGUCCCUCUUAUUGAAGUCAACUAUAUCAGUUUGCCCAAAGGAACCUAUGCGAAGUUGAAGCCAGAAGGAGCUGGGUUUUCGGAUCUCCCUAAUCAUAGAGCAGUCCUUGAAACAGCACUCCGCAAUCACGCAACACUAUCUGAAAAUGAUACCAUUGUGGUGAAUUAUGGGCGGCUUCAGUACAAGUUAAAGGUUCUUGAACUGAAGCCCGCAUCAAGUGUAUCUGUCCUAGAGACAGAUGUUGAAGUUGACAUCGAGGGAUCAUAUUCAGUUCUGGACAACGAAGAGGACCAACACAUGCUUGUGCCGCUUGUGAUUGGAAACAUAGAAUCCAGUGUUGUGGAAGAAGGAAAGUUCAGGUACUAUAAAUUUUCAGUUGAAGAAAAUCUGAGCGAGAAAGUAGCUUCUGGGCGUGCAAAUAUCGAGGUUAAAAUAGAUACGGAUGUGAGCGGUGGCGACACUGAUAUCUACGUUUCAAGACAUCCUUUAGUAUUCCCAACUCAGCACCGACAUGAGUGGUCUUCCCAUGAAAUGGGAUCAAAGGUUCUUAUACUCAAACCACGGGAUGCUACUUUGGUCAGUGGUGUUUACAGUAUCGGAGUUUAUGGUUUCAAAGGGACUUCCAAGUACCAGCUCUCUGUAGCUAUCAAGGAUGUUAGUAGCCAAAGGAUUGGUGAAUAUGCUAGUGCCUCGGGAAGUGUUGGUGUUGAUUCAGUGCUGUGUAGGAACUGUAAGCGCCAUAUAGCCAGCCGGUCUGCUCGUCUUCAUGAGGCAUACUGCAUGAGACACAAUGUCGCCUGCCUGCAUGAUGGGUGUGGAGUUGUUCUUCGGAAGGAAGAAGCAGCAGAUCAUGUGCACUGCAACAAGUGCGGACAAGCUUACCAGCAGAGAGAAAUGGAGAAGCAUAUGAAAGUCUUCCAUGAACCGUUGCAGUGCCCCUGUGGGGUGGUCUUGGAGAAGGAAGAUAUGGUUCAGCACCAAUCCUCGACCUGCCCCUUGCGAUUGAUUGUGUGCCGCUUCUGUGGUGACACAGUCCAUGCUGGUGGAGAACCCGCUGAUGUUCGUGACCGGCUGCGAAACAUGUCUGAGCAUGAGAGUAUCUGUGGAUCCAGGACAGCACCAUGUGACUCCUGUGGACGGUCGGUCAUGCUGAAGGAGAUGGACAUUCAUCUUAUUGCUGUGCAUCAGAAGAGCUGA